Micropterus salmoides (largemouth bass) is the source of this 1322-nucleotide messenger RNA. Its product is annotated as P2X purinoceptor 3-like. Gene Ontology annotation, biological process: monoatomic cation transmembrane transport; response to ATP. Gene Ontology annotation, molecular function: ATP binding; extracellularly ATP-gated monoatomic cation channel activity; purinergic nucleotide receptor activity. Gene Ontology annotation, cellular component: nuclear inner membrane; plasma membrane. The record is from RefSeq and is a predicted model, not a curated record. The transcript has 12 exons. NCBI's taxonomy places the organism in Eukaryota, Metazoa, Chordata, Actinopteri, Centrarchiformes, Centrarchidae.
AGUAUGUGGUCUUGUAUAACAGACUUCUUCACCUACGAAACCACCAUGUCGGUGGUAGUGAAGAGCUGGACCAUCGGCAUCAUUAACCGUGUCGUCCAACUCCUCAUCAUCACUUAUUUCAUUGGGUGGGUGUUUGUCAAUGAGAAGGCCUACCAGGUGAGAGACACAGCUAUUGAAUCCUCAGUGAUGACCAAAGUCAAAGGUUUGGGAAUCUACAACGACAAGGUCAUGGAUGUUGCAGACUACGUCACUCCUACACAGGGAGCUUCAGUCUUUUGCAUCAUCACCAAAAUGAUCACUACAGAGAACCAAGUCCAAGGAUACUGCCCAGAGAGUGAGAAAAGGUAUAAUUGUGCCAAAGACAUUGACUGCACAAAGCACCUCAACAAGCCAGGAAAUUGUGGAAUUCUUACAGGGAAAUGUGUUCCUUUCAACACCACAGUCAACAGAUGUGAGAUAAAAGGAUGGUGUCCUGCCGAAAUCGACACCAUCAAGACUACGCCAAUGAUGGAAGUUGAGAAUUUUACCAUUUUCAUUAAGAAUAGCAUCCGCUUCCCAACCUUCAACUACACCAAAGGAAACUUCCUUCCUACCAUCACUGAUGAUUACAUCAAAAAAUGUAACUUUGACAUGGUCAACAACACCUACUGCCCCAUCUUCAGAGUGGGAGAUGUCGUCCGCUACGCACAGCAGAACUUCACUAAACUGGUAGACAAGGGAGGAGUGAUUGGAAUAAAGAUCGGCUGGAUAUGUGAUCUGGACAAGUCAGAUGACCAGUGUAACCCUUCAUACUCAUUCACCCGACUGGAUGCCAUGUCACAGAAGAAUGAUGUCUCACCUGGCUACAAUUUCAGGUUUGCCAAAUAUUAUAAGAUGGAUAAUGGGACGGACUACCGCACUCUGGUCAAAGCCUAUGCUAUUAGGUUUGAUGUUCUGGUCAAUGGAAAUGCAAAAUAAUUUAUGCAAUUGCAUGCAAUCUUGCUAACAUGUGGGAAGUUCAACAUGAUCCCUACGCUCAUUAACAUGGUGGCAGCCUUCACGUCAGUGGGAGUGGGCACAGUGCUGUGUGACAUCAUACUGCUGAACUUCCUGAAAGGAGCAGAGCAAUACAAGGCCAAGAAAUUUGAAGAGGUGUCAGACAGCCCGCUGGGUACCCAAAGCCAUGGGCUGCACCGCUCCCAGUUGUCACUCAGACAUAACGAGACCAUCAUGAGGUCCACUGACUCAGGGGGAUUUUCAACUAAUCAUUACAGCUGAAUGGACAGAAGCUACAGCCAAUGGUCAGGGAGCAGUAGACUGAGGACGACGACAAGGAUGUGUCC